AUGGGACCCUCUCUCCUGGCUCGGCACAAGAGCUUUACUAGUCUGGUGUUUCCCUUUACUUCUGAUUUCGUGCUGGAAAACCUGGGAAGAAUGGGGGUCACGUUAUUUCUUUUUGUAAUAGGAGUGAAAAUGGAUUUAGGGUUGCUAAAGCGAUCGGGAAAAAAACACUUGUAUAUUGCCUUGGCCAGCGUCUUCGGACCUCUCUUAAUAGUGAGCAUUGUAGCAGUUCUUACCAAAGAAUCUAUGGACGAAGAGCUUGCCAGAGUUUCUUCAAUCGGAGAAAUUGCCUUGUCAUUGUCGGUCACAACAUUUCCGGUUCACUAUACCAUACUUGAAGAAUUAAACCUGCUUCGCUCCGAGGUUGGGAAUAUGGCAUUGUCCAUAGCUUUAAUUAGUGAUGCGAUUGGGAUAAAUUUCAUGGUGGUUUUUGAGGCAAUGAAACAAGGGGACAGUUCGGCUCAGAGUAUAAUUUGGUAUUCAAUUUCCUGUGUGGUGAUGGCAGCAUUCACGCCUGUCAUCCGACGAGCAAUGGUGUGGAUUAUCGAACAAACCCAAGAGGGAGAAGCAGUAGAUCAGUUCUACGUGAUUGCCAUCUUGUUGGGAUCGUUUGUGGCAGCGUUUGUGACAGACAUGUUCGGUUUAGGCAUCGCUAACGGCUCAUUCUGGCUAGGACUGAUGAUGCCAGACGGCCGGCCGCUAGGGUCAACCUUGGUGCAGAAAAGCGAGACAAUUAUAACUGAAGUAUUUAUGCCUUGUUCAUUUGUCUUUAUGGGACUCUCCACCGACUUUUAUGCGAUGAAGGAAGCUGGGUGGUCUGCUUUGCGCCCGCUAUUUGGCUUGGUUAUUUCUGGUUACUUGUCGAAAUUCUUCUGCACUAUGCUGGCUGCUAAGGCGGUAGGUGUGUCAUGGAGAGAUAGCCUUGCUGUCAGCCUUAUUUUGAGCUUAAGGGGUUACGUGGAGCUUGUUCUCUACGUCCAUUGGGUGGACAGAAAUGUGCGUUGCUUGCUUGCUGCUUUGCUUUCAUUUAUUUAUUACUAA
Messenger RNA from Gossypium arboreum, 1038 nucleotides. Its product is annotated as cation/H(+) antiporter 24. Bases 1 to 1038 code for a protein of 345 amino acids. The transcript has a single exon. Gene Ontology annotation, cellular component: membrane; endomembrane system. Gene Ontology annotation, molecular function: antiporter activity. NCBI's taxonomy places the organism in Eukaryota, Viridiplantae, Streptophyta, Magnoliopsida, Malvales, Malvaceae. Gene Ontology annotation, biological process: regulation of pH; proton transmembrane transport. The record is from RefSeq and is a predicted model, not a curated record.